Molecule: messenger RNA, 1473 nt
Organism: Hansenula anomala
Lineage: Eukaryota; Fungi; Ascomycota; Saccharomycetes; Phaffomycetales; Wickerhamomycetaceae
Exons: 1
Coding region: 1-1473 (490 amino acids)
Molecular function (GO): N-acetyltransferase activity
Source: RefSeq, a predicted model, not a curated record
AUGGCUCAACAAGACAUUUACAAAUACUUGGUUGAUAAUGAUGAAAAAUCUAAAAAGGAGUUAGAAACAAAAAUACUAAAUGGACAUGCUAGAGAAACAGGCCAUGUGGAAAACUUCUUUGCCAUAAGUCAACGUGUUAAUCUUUACAAAUCAUUUUGUGUGGUUACGAAAUUCAACAAGAAAGUUUCAAAUGAUAAGAAUCUGUUAUUCCAUGCUAUAAGACCAUUAUUGUUAAAAUAUCCAAUACUAGCCACAACUUUGGUGGAGCAGAAAAUUGAUGAUUCCGUUAUACCAAGACCACAUGAUUAUAUUAAAGUGUUGAAUGAAAUCAAAUAUAAAGAUUUAUUCAUAGAUGUUAAUGACACAGACUUGCAACAUUUGAAUGAUGCUGAUUUAUAUCAUGCCCUAAAUGAUAUUGUUAUCCCAUAUGGUAAAGGUAAUUUAACUUGGCAAUUGGUAGUUAUUGAUGAUUAUAGACUAGCCUAUAUCGCAAACCAUAUCCUUGCUGAUGCUAUUGCUGGUAAAUAUUUUUUCCAAGAUUUGGAAACACAAUUUUCCAAAUUAGAUCCAUCAUUAAUCAAUUCACAAAAUAUAACAAAUGAUUCAAUCAUAUUUGACUAUGAAGCUGAUAAAGAACAUUUGGGAAAAUUAGUAGAUGCCACUGAUAAUAUCAUUGAUUAUACACCACCAUAUUGGUUCUUCCCUGAACUUGUCAUGAAUCAAUUUGUCAUUUCAAAAUUUGGUUCAAAUACACCUCCAAAAUGUGGUGAACCGAUCCAUUAUAAAACUAUUCAUAUAACUGCUCAAGAAUUGGCCAAGAUGAAAAAAGAUCUAAGAGAUAACGAAAGGGAUAAAAAAAUAACACUAACUCCAUAUAUCCAGGCUGCUUGGUUAAAUGCUCAAUACAAGACGAAAAUCUUCAACUCAUCAAUAACAAAUUUCGCACUACCUGUUGAUACGAGAAUUUAUUUCCCUGGUGAUGAUAAAGAUAAAUAUAAAUAUGGGUUAAACACUUCACUAACAAACAAGUUUUUCUUCCAUGUUAAAGAAUUCACUUGGGGGUGGGUUGAUUAUUUCAAUACUUAUAUUAAAUGGUGCUUAAAGACUAAAAGAUCAUUAUAUCAACCUGGACUCGUGACAUUGGAAAAAUUUUACAAGAAUAAAAAUUUCGAUGUCGCUGUGGAGAAAGGUCAAAGGGCCAGAUUAAGAACAAAUACAUUAUUCUCAAACAUGGGAUUGAUGGAAUCAAAUGAUGAAAUUGAUCAAGAGAAUGGGAUCCUUAUACAAGAUUGUACAUUUAGUCAACAUUUUAAUGGGAUUUUCUAUGAUUUUUCAAUUAAUGCAGCAGCUACUCAAAGAAACGGAUUGAAUCUUGUGAUUAGUGUCCCUGAAAGUGCUCCAUUCACUAUGGAUCAGUUCCAAGAGGUUGUUGAUGUGUUUAAACAGAAUUUACUCGGUGAAUGUGUUAAAUAA